Molecule: messenger RNA, 1412 nt
Organism: Lynx canadensis (Canada lynx)
Lineage: Eukaryota; Metazoa; Chordata; Mammalia; Carnivora; Felidae
Gene: CENPM
Product: centromere protein M
Exons: 6
Coding region: 7-624 (205 amino acids)
Source: RefSeq, a predicted model, not a curated record
CAGGUAAUGGUUUUCCCAGCGUCUCUUGGGUCCUGCCUUACGAGGCAGAGUCUGGGGCAGUUAAGAAGUGCUGUGCAGACAGUACUGGAGCGGGUGCAUUCUGGGCCCUCAACUGGGGCCUGGCGGAGCCUUCUCUCGCUGGUGGGCACGGAAGAUGCUCUUUUGCAGCAGCUGGCCGAUUCGAUGCUCAAGGAGGACUGCACCUCGGAGCUGAGGGUCCACCUGGCAAGGUCCCUCCCUCUGCCCUCCAGUGUGGAUCGGCCCCGAAUUGACUUGAUCGUGUUUGUGGUCAACCUUCAUAGCAAAUACAGCCUCCGGAACGUGGAGGAAUCCCUGCACCAUGUGGACGCCACCUUCUUCCUGGGGAAGGCAGCCUUCCUUGCCACCGGCGCUGGGCGAGAGAGUCACUGCAGUGUCCACCGAAACACGAUCGUGAAGCUGGCCCACACCUACCGAAGUCCUCUGUUCUUCUGUGACCUGGAGAUAGAAGGCUUUCGGGCCACCAUGGCACAGCGCCUGGUACGCAUGCUGCAGAUCUGCGCUGGCCACGUGCCCGGUGUCUCAGCCCUGAACCUGCUGUCCCUGCUGAGGAGCUCUGAGACCCCGGCCCCAGAGGACCUGUAAGGGCUGCUGGCCCCCGAGCCGCCGCUCCCCCCGCCUGGUGACUGGUAGACUUCCGCUGUCGCUGAAGACGGGGUCGGGGCUUGGCGGGCCCUGGCUCAGCGGUCAGAUGCCCGCACGACCCGACUCGUCCCAACUCGUCCGCGCUCCAGCGGGGAGCCCAGCUGGCGGGCCUGCAGCUCCUUCCCUCCCGCAGAGCCCGUGUCUUCACCCACCUGCCCGGAUACAUCGCCACUUCAGGCUCCAUUUGAACAAAGCGUCCACGGCUCAAAACGAUUCAGAAAACCGCCGGCCUCCUCCAUCACCUUGAUUUUGCAGAUGAGGACACGGACUCGGAACAGUGAGGAGGGCCGGGCAGAGGGGGCAUUGCACUCUGUGACCCAAUCCGACCCACAUCCCGGCCUUGCCGUUCUUCAGGAACCUGGUGUUGCCGUUUGGAGCCUCAGUUUCCCCGGGUGCGGAGUGGAGGUCGUCCUGCUGACCUUGUUGCGUUGUGAGGACUGAGUGAAGUGACCGAGGGGACAAGGCUGUGGUUGUAUUUCUCCCUCCACUUGUUGUGUGCUCUAGGUAUUUCAUAAUCCGUUGUAUCAAGGUGCCAGCCAAGUGCUCAGGGAACAGUAACCAUUGUUUGAAAUCACACAGAACUGGGUUCAAAAGCUGGUGCAAAGCCAGGAAUUAAACCGUUUGUGAACUCCUAAGUUGCGGAGAAUUAUGGGCUGGCUCCCCGCUCGGCAGUGAGAGGCUGUGCCUUGACCGUGGCUCCUCUUCUCCUUUGGGUCUAGUUAGAAUUU